Sceloporus undulatus (fence lizard) is the source of this 3048-nucleotide messenger RNA. RefSeq names its product dynamin-1-like protein. Gene Ontology annotation, cellular component: mitochondrion; membrane; cytoplasm. Lineage: Eukaryota; Metazoa; Chordata; Lepidosauria; Squamata; Phrynosomatidae. Gene Ontology annotation, biological process: mitochondrial fission. Gene Ontology annotation, molecular function: microtubule binding; GTPase activity; GTP binding. The record is from RefSeq and is a predicted model, not a curated record. The coding region runs from base 172 to 2190 and encodes 672 amino acids. The transcript has 18 exons.
CCAUAGGGAGCGCGAGGGCUCAAAAUGGCCGCCAAUAGAGACAAAGGUCGGGGCGGGCAACGUUUCCUGGUUGAGGAAGGAAUGGAGCUGCUGGAGCCGGGUCCAGAGUGAAGGUCUGUGGGGUAAGAGCCGCCUGAUCCUUUCCCUUCCAAGACCUACCCCUUUGCAGCUAUGGAGACUCUCAUCCCUGUCAUCAACAAGCUGCAAGAGAUCUUCAACACAGUGGGAGCGGAGGUGAUCCAGCUGCCCCAGAUUGUAGUGGUUGGCUCCCAGAGUAGCGGGAAGAGUUCGGUGCUGGAGAGCAUUGUAGGCCGAGACUUCUUGCCACGGGGCUCUGGUGUUGUUACACGCCGACCCCUCAUUCUGCAGCUGGUGCAUGUUCCAACAAUGGAGGAGAGGAGGCGGACAGCUAGUGCAGAAAGCGGUGUCCAGGUCGAUGAGUGGGCCACCUUCCUUCAUUGCAAGCACAAGACAUUUACUGACUUCAGCGAGAUCAGGCAGGAGAUUGAGAUUGAGACUGAGCGGACGACUGGGACCAAUAAGGGAAUCAGCCCAGAGCCCCUGUACCUGAAGAUCUACUCCCCCUAUGUGCUGAACUUGACUCUUGUUGAUCUGCCAGGAAUCACCAAGGUGCCUGUUGGGGAUCAGCCCCCUGAUAUUGAGGUUCAGGUUCGAGAUAUGAUCCAGUCCUACAUCUCCAACCCAAAUUGCUUGAUCCUGGCUGUGACUGCUGCCAACACUGACAUGGCCACAUCAGAGGCUCUAAAACUUGCACGAGAUGUUGACCCUGACGGGCGAAGGACACUGGCUGUGGUCACCAAGCUGGACUUGAUGGAUGCUGGGACAGAUGCCAUGGAUGUGUUGAUGGGCCGAGUUAUUCCUGUCAAGCUGGGCAUCAUUGGGGUGGUCAACAGGAGCCAGCAUGAUAUCAACAGCAACAAGAGCAUCAGUGAGUCCUUGCAAGAUGAACAGGGUUUCUUGCAGAAGAAGUACCCAUCACUCGCCAAUAGAAAUGGCACACGCCACCUAGCCAAAACUCUCAAUAGGCUACUGAUGCACCACAUUCGGGACUGCCUGCCUGAGUUGAAGACCCGGGUGAAUGUACUGACAGCCCAGUACCAGUCUGUGCUGCAGAGCUACGGGCAGCCCAUUGAGGACAAGAAUGCCACUUUGCUUCAGAUCAUCACUAAAUUUGCCACUGAGUACUGCAACACCAUUGAGGGCACAGCACGCAACAUUGAGACCUCCGAGCUGUGUGGUGGUGCCCGGAUGUGCUACAUUUUCCAUGAGACCUUUGGUCGUACCCUGGAGUCCAUUGAUCCACUGGCUGGGCUUACCAUGCUGGAUAUCUUGACAGCCAUCAGAAAUGCCACAGGUCCCCGUCCAGCCCUCUUUGUCCCUGAAGUCUCCUUCGAGCUGCUGGUUAAACGUCAGAUCAAGCGGCUGGAAGAACCAAGCCUUCGCUGUGUGGAGUUAGUGCAUGAGGAGCUGCAGCGCAUCAUUCAGCACUGCUCCACCUACAACACACAGGAGCUGCUGCGUUUUCCCAAGUUGCACGAGGCCAUUGUGGAGGUGGUGACAGGGGUUCUUCGCCGGAGGCUACCCAUCACCAAUGAAAUGGUGCACAACCUAGUUGCAAUUGAGCUGGCCUACAUUAAUACCAAGCACCCAGAUUUCAUUGACACAGCACUGGUCUCUGCCUCAGUGAGCAGUUCUAAGAGUGAACCUGUUUCAGAUGGGACCCGGCGAUGGAAAAGUGAAAAAGCUGAAGAACCCAACACUGAUGACAGGCCUAAGGGCUCCUCCCAAACUUCAAUCUAUUCCAGCCCCAGUCGGUCCCACGCAGUCAACCUGCUAGACACGCCCAUGCCUGCUACACGGAAACUGAGCCAACGGGAACAGCGAGACUGUGAGGUCAUCCGACGCCUUAUCAAGUCUUACUUCCUUAUUGUGCGUAAAAGCAUCCAGGACAGUGUUCCCAAAACAGUGAUGCAUUUCCUAGUGAACUAUGUGAAGGACCACCUUCAGAGUGAACUGGUAGGCCAGCUAUACAAGCCCCAGCUCCUAGACACACUCCUUACAGAGUCAGAGGAUAUGGCUCAGCAACGCAACGAAGCCGCCAAUAUGCUCAAGGCACUUCAAAAAGCCAGCCAAACCAUCUCAGAGAUUCGUGAGACGCAGCUCUGGUAAGCUGCAUCCAGAGCUCUGGGAAAGCCCCGCAUCACUGACUACCACUUGUCCAGAGCCACGCACUCAUUCAUUCAUUUCUACAGCACACCAAAGGUCUUUGGAGCUGUUUCCAAACAGGAGGGCCACAUGUGUGGUCUGGGCUAUCUCUGAUUUCAUCAUAAGAGACAAAAAAGCGUGUCUAUAUUUAACUCUCUGGGCCUGACCUCUGGGAAGUACUUUGAUGUCACCAUUCCUGGACUGAACAGAAACCAAGCCGCCUUCUACUGCCUCAUCCACUUCCCUUGCAUUUCCAGGCUUGCUAGUCCAUCAGUAUUAAAUGACGGUUUUGUCCAGUUUGAAUUCCCUUUCUCCACAGUUGUAUCUGGUCCAUUUUUUAUCCAGGGCAACUCUCCUGCAAAUCUUCGUGCAUUCAGUAAAAAUCUGGAGUGAGGAUGUUUUGUCCAUAUAUGUGUAUGUCUGCCAAGCACUAGGAACAGACACUUAUGUUGACGUGGACCUGGAAUAUAUUGGCAGUGUUACUGUUCCAAGAGUGGAGGAGGAUGCACUGGCUAAGUAAGACAAAUGGAAACCUUUGGAUUUGGUAAAACCUGUCUGGAUGGGGGAAAUCCACUCUGUGUCAGAGCAGGAGCUGCUAAUGCCAGAACGUGCUCACCUUGAAGCAUAUCCCCACUCUCACCCUUUUCAUCCAAGUGUCAUGUGCAAUAGUGCCACGUAUUUGGAGCUGCCACUCAUCCAGGAAAGCAGUGGGCAAUUGGGACAGAGUCUGAACAGUCCUCAAGUUUGCAUGCACCUCUGAGCCAUGCAGGACCCACAUUGGGCCUGCACAUUUCAUGAAAUAUAAUUGUGGAAGGUUAUUGA